AUGUCGCAGGGCGACCAGGGCGAGAGUCGCCCCGUGUCGCACGGCGACCAGGGCGUGAGUCGGCCCAUGUCGGCGGGCGGGCGGCGGAAACCCCCCGCGGAAGGGGGCGGGGAAGUGUCGGAGCUGAUGGCGCGCUUCCAGCGGCACAAGCAGAGCACCAAGGACCCCCCAGGGCCGUCCUCCCCCCUCGCCACCCACCACGCCUCCCCUCAUCACCACCCAUCUCCACCCAUCUUCACUCCCCCAUCCCCCCAUCCCCCGCCCCCCCAGGCCACCAAGGACCCCUCAGGGCCGUCCUCCCCCCUCGCCACCCUCCGCGCCUCCCCCUCCAGCCCCUCCGCGCUCCCCCUAAACCGCUCCUCCAGCUGCGCCCUCCCCUCCUCCGCCACUGGGGGGGCCGCCAGCGCGUCCGCGCUCCCCUCGUCCCCCUCCUCCUCCGCCUCUUCCGCCUCCUCCACUCCUAAGAGGCGCUCCAGAGCUGCAGCGGCUGCUGCUGGUGGCGGUGCUGGUGCUGCUGGGGUUGGGGAGGCAGGGGCGGAACAACUGCAGCUGCCAUCCCCAUCCGCUCCUCAGAGCACGGGGAAGGAGGAGCGCGCACACAAGUCAAGUGGGAAGAGAUCCAAAGAGCAUAAGGAGGGGAAGGAGCAUAAGGAGGGGAAAGAGCAUAAGGAGGGGAAAGAGCAUAAGGAAGGAAAGGAGCACAAAGAGCACAAGGAGGGAAAAGAGGGAAAGAAGUCCUCAAGAAAGGAGGCAUUGGAGGAGAUGCGGGUGGAGGUGGAAUCACUCCGAGCCGAGCUGACCCGGUGGCAGGGCCGGUGCGAGGAGGGCGAGAGGACUUCUGAUUCAACCCAAAAGGCACUACGGGCCGAAGUGGCGGAGUGGCAGGGGAGGUGCGAGGAGGGGGAGAGGCAGCGAGGCGAGGAGAAGAGGCGCAGGGAAUCCGCUGAGGCGAGCCUUGAGGCCUCUCGGUCUGGCGCUGCUGCAGCAUUGGAGGCGGAAGGGGGUGUGGGAGUCGCGGGGAAAGAGGAGAGGAGCGAGAGGAGGGAUGAGAGGGAGAGAGAGGCGAGUCUAGAGGCGCGAGUGAAGGAGCUUGAGGAGCAGGUACGUGUGUCAGAAGCAGCACUGGCGGAAGCGAGUGAACGGGCAGAGAGGGCUGUGCGGGAGAGAGAGGAGGAGGAGAAGAGGGCGCUUCAGGUGGAGCAGGAGAGGGGGGAGGCUGAGAGGGCGAGGCGAGAGGCGGAUGAGAGAGCUGCAGAGGCAGAGGCGCGGGCGGUUGCAGCUGAACAGAGGGUGGUUGAGUUGGAAACGAGGGUGGGUGAGAUGGAACAAAAGGCAGUUGAGUUGGAAGAGAAGGUGCGUGAAGCAGAGGGGACGGUGGGUGAGGAAGGCAGGAGGAGGGCUGAGUUGGAGCAGAGAGUGGGGGACGCAGAAGGGAGAGCAGCCGCGGCGGAAUCGCAAGCGAGAGAGAUGGAGGGGAGGCUGGAGCAGGUGGUGCAGGAGGAGAAGAGCCGAGAGGAGAGGGAGAAGGCAAGGAGGGAGGGGGAGAGGGGCGAGUGGGAGGAGGAGAGGAGGGAGAUGGAGAGGAAGUGGGAGGAGGUGAUGCAGGAGGAGGUGGGGAGGAGAGAGGGGAGGAUCAGAAAGCUAGAAGAAAAGCUGAAAGCUUUGAUGGCAGAGCCCGAGGGAGAUGCAUGCAUGGCAGAGCAGGAGGGGGAAGAGGAGCGGGAGGAGGAUGGGGAGGGCAAGGGCAAUGGCAAAGGCAAGGGCGGGGCAACAGCAGCACAGGAAGAAGCAACGGCUGGUGUUUCAGAGAGAGGAGAUGGUGAGGGGGAGACGGUUGGCGUUUUCCUUGCUGGCGUGGGCUCUGCUGACGUGGCACUGCUGCAGCACAAGCUGGAGGUGGCAGUGGGCGAACUGAAGAGUCUGCGGGCGGCAAAGCGGGCGGCAGAUGCUGAGAUCAGCGACCUGAGGCAGACUCGAGAGAACACCAUCAGGCGAGUGGUGGAGUUGGAGGGGGAGAAGCAAGGGCUGGAGAUGGAACUGGAUGAGUUGGUAAGCGAGUUGCUGAGGGAGCAGGAGAUAGCAGCGGAGGCGGGCAUGGUGGCGGAGCAGGAGUGGCAGCGCCGCCAGGAGGCUGUCAGAGCGCUCGUGCAGAUGGAGAGACAGCUCAACAGUGCCGGCACUGGUGUUGCUGGCGCUGCUGGGGAGAACGCCCUAAUGGAUGCUGGUUACCAGGUUACCAAUGACUUGGGGCAUGCAGUUGUGUCUCCCCCUGGAGUUCUGGAUCCAAGAGCAGCAACGGUAGCGGCGGCGGCAGCAGCAACAGGGCCAUACCUCAGGAGGGGCCAAUCCGACGUGUCAGCUUUUCACAGGCGGAUUCCCAGCGGCUCCUCCUUCAAGUCCCAGCAGCAGCAGCAGCAGCAGCAGCAGCAGCAGCAGCAGCAGCAAGGGGUGCUGGAUCCCACCCUGCUCUCCGACAACCCUGAGGAAUCAGACUUCCUGGGCACGAAGCUGCCCGAGAUUAAGCGCCGCCUGGAAGCAGCAGCCAUCUCGCCCGCCCCCACGCCCUCCUCCUGCCCCUCCCGCGCUCCCGGGCAGCCUGGGCAGGUUGGGCAGGUUGGGAAGCCUGGGCACCGCAUGUCUCGGUCAGGAUCGUUCAGUGCUACGGCGGCUGCUGCGGUGGCAGCUGCGUUUGCAGGAACAGGGUCGCUGGCUGCUGCUAGAGCCAGGGCGGUGGGGGCCUCUCCUGCUGCCAGCCCUGGCGUGCUCCCUCCUACCCCAGCCCUUCCUCCUCCCCCUCCCGCUUCUGCUUCUGCAGCUGCUUCUUCUGCCGUUUCUGCUGCUGCGUUGGCGGCAGUUUCUGCUGUUACUACUGUGGCUUCUGCUCCAGCUGCAGUUGCCCUCUCUCCUUCUGCAGGUGCCGCUCCAUCUGAGACAACCACCUCAUGUUCUCCUGAUGCUUCUGGUCCCAUCUCCUCUUCUAUUCCCUCCAUCGAAUCCUCUCUCCCCGCCACCUCUCAUGCCUCCCUCUCUCGCCCCGCCCGCCCCUCCGGCCCGCGCCUUGUUGGGUUCGCCGACCCCUCCUCUCCCUCUCUCCCAUCAACCACCGCUGCACAUUCCCCUGACACACAAGCUGCCACCACGGGUGAUGCUACAGCAGUCACCACGGGUAGCAGCACAGGCAGCACCACUACCACUGGUGUUAGCACUGCCAGCAAUGCCACUACCGCCGCUGCUGCUGCUGGUGGCACUGCUAGUGGUAACCAGCAUGGCAAGCCCUUGGGCGGCAAGUCAAUGCGCUCCGCCCUGCUCGAGCAGAUGGGGGCGAGCGAGCUGGCCGACGAGCUGGCUGCCGCCCGGGCGGCGGCUGCUGCCGCCACUGCGCAAGCCGCCCGGGCAGCCUUGGCUGGCUCUGGCACCGGGGGCAGCGGAUUCAGCAGCCCGAGAAGCAGCGGCAAGACAGGGGCGGGUCAGAGCCCUUUGAGUCCUCGGCCGGGCAGGGACUCACCGCAAGACAGGCAGGGUAAGGCACAGCCGCAGGGACAAAAACACAGGCAGCAGACGCAGCAGGGGCAGCAGCAGGGGCAGCAGCAGCAGGAGCAGCAGGAGGUGUGGCGGCACCAGGCAGCAUUCAUCCACGUGUUGCUACAGCUGGCCCAGCGGGCUGUGGAGCGCAGUGAAGAUGCUGCUGCCGCCGCCGAGGCUGUUCUCUCCGCCACGGCGCGAGCCGAGGCCGAGAUGCGCGAGUGGGAGGUGGAGCGGCAUCUCUCGUCUGUGUUCGGCGAGAUUCGGCUGUUUAUGCGGCAGCAGGGGGUAGAGCCGGUGAGGCGUCAGGGGGCGGGCGGGGGAGGGAAGGGCGCGGGGGGUGAGGGAGGUGGGACUGGGGGAGGUGGUAUGUCUACCACCACAGGGCACACGCCUAGGGACCUGGCGCAGGUUCGGGACGAUCUGAAGGUUUUGGUUGGGGCGGUGGAGGCUCGGGCACGCGCAGCUGCGGUGAAAGAGAUAGGGGUGGGAGGUGUGAAGGAACGGCCGAGCCUGGUCGUGGGUGCUGCUGGUGAUAGCACUGCCUCCGACUCUGCUGCUGCCUCUGCUGCUGCCUGUGCUGCUGGCGGCGGUGAUGACGGUGAAAAGGAACCAGUUCACGAGCUGGUUGCUGAGGCUAAGACGACGCACUCCGAUGUACCAGCUGCACCUGAAGCAGCAGCCGCAGCAGCAGCAAAGCUCCCAGACCCGUCGAUCCCCACAGAAGCACGCGCACCAGUCUUUGGCUCCACCUCUGAGGCACCUCAGGAAUCGGAGCUAUGUGCGGCAUUCCCCGGGAGCAAGUCAAGCUGUGGGAUUCGAGAGGGUGAAGCUCCAGAGGACGAAGACCCAUCCACCUUCCUCACAGUGCCACUUACUCCCAUGCGCUCGCCCAUCAUCCGGGUAACCCGCAGCUCCUCCCUCCUCUCCCCCUCCCCCUUCUCCUCCGCCUCCCACCCCUCUCCCUACUCCUCCCUCUCCAACUCCUCCCCCUACUCAUCUCUCACCCAAUCUUCCCUUUUUACCUCCAACCUGCCUCCGUUUGCCCGUUCCUCCUCCACCGCGGCUCCCUCCCACAAGCCUGCGUUCUCACACUCCUCCUCCCUCGCCUCCCCCGCCCCCAGCCUCUCCCCUGCUGCUCUUGCCCCUCACAAAGCCGGUGCCGCGGCAACUGGUGCUGCUGCAGAGAGGGAGGGGGAGAGGGAGGAGGGGAAGGAGGCGGAUGGGGUGACAGUAGUGGCUGCUCCGUUUGACCUGCCUGAGCUGGUGAUGGUGGAAGAGGGAGAGGGAGCAGGUAAGCAGGAGGCAAGGCGCGUGGGUGUGCAGCAGCAAGUGGUGCUGGACGUGGAAGGGCAGGUGUCGGCUAUCGGAGACACCAUGGCGUUUCUCAUUAGCGGCUUGCAGGUGCGCGGCGACGGGGGAGAAGGGGAGGGUGGAGAGGCGGGGUUGUUGUAG
Closterium sp. Naga37s-1 is the source of this 4977-nucleotide messenger RNA. The record is from the annotation of a GenBank genome assembly. NCBI's taxonomy places the organism in Eukaryota, Viridiplantae, Streptophyta, Zygnematophyceae, Desmidiales, Closteriaceae.